Messenger RNA from Dichotomopilus funicola, 1473 nucleotides. Its product is annotated as IPP transferase-domain-containing protein. Lineage: Eukaryota; Fungi; Ascomycota; Sordariomycetes; Sordariales; Chaetomiaceae. Gene Ontology annotation, molecular function: ATP binding; tRNA dimethylallyltransferase activity. The transcript is spliced from 2 exons. The record is from RefSeq and is a predicted model, not a curated record. The coding region runs from base 1 to 1473 and encodes 490 amino acids. Gene Ontology annotation, cellular component: mitochondrion. Gene Ontology annotation, biological process: tRNA modification.
AUGGGCCUUUUCCGUCUUGCGUCCCUGGUCCGCGCAGUACUGCGUCCAAGUAAAUUCACUGUCAGAAGGAUGAAGCCCCUUAUUUGUAUCUACGGCUCGACUGGGACCGGGAAAUCCGAUCUCGCUGUCGAGUUGGCGAAGCGAUAUGACGGUGAAAUAAUAAACGCGGAUGCGAUGCAAAUGUACGACGGCCUCCCGAUUAUUACCAACAAGAUUUCGAUCCAAGAACAAAGGGGCAUCACGCACCACCUCCUGGGUAGCAUCGAGCUCAGAGAAAAUCCGUGGGCCGCAUCCCACUUCAAAAACGAAGCAACCAAGAUUAUCUGGGAUAUUCGCAGUCGCGGGAAGCUACCAAUACUCGUCGGCGGUACGUCCUACUAUCUCGACGGGUUGAUUUUUGAUGGGAAGCUCGUCAAGGAGCAAGCGGAACGGGACGGGCGUAAAGUCGACCGCGACGACCUCAUUGCGCAACAUCCCAUUCUCUCAGAUACUUCGCAGGCGAUGUGGGAGAAGCUGCGCGAAGUAGAUCCCGUGAUGGCCGAGAAAUGGCACCCCAAUGAUACGCGCAAGAUCCGAACCUCGCUUGAGAUCUACUACGGAACCGGGCGCCGCGCGUCGGACAUUUAUGCCGAACAGCGCAGGGAAAAGGAGUCCAAGUGGGCGGUGCAAUCUCACGGGCCAAAUCAGAACUUUGACGAAAUACUCAUGUUUUGGCUGUACGCGCGCAAAGAAGUUCUUCACGAGCGGCUAGAUAGCCGCGUCGACAAGAUGGUGAAUAACGGUCUACUUGACGAGGUGUCCCAGGUGUACGAUCACCUCCAAAGACGACUCGCCGCCGGUGAAACAGUCGACCGGUCGAAAGGAAUCUGGCAGUCUAUCGGAUUCCGGCAAUUCGAGGCCUACCUCGCAGCGGUCAAGGAAACGCCAGAUAGCCCGCAGUUGGAAGGUCUCAAACAGGCCGGUAUCGAGGGUACCAAGACUGCAACACGGCAGUACGCCAAGGAGCAAUUGCGGUGGAUGGCGCUACAAACCGUCUCCUCGCUCCAAGAGGAAAACAUGAUGGACAGGCUUUAUCUGCUCGACAGCACCAACCUCCAACUGUGGAAAUCCGAGGUGCUCGAGAAGGGGGUCACACUAGUGCGCAAGUUUCUUGCAGACGAACCACUCCCGCCACCAGCAGAAACGUCUGAAACGGCGAGGGAGGUCCUGGCGGAAACGAUGGCGCGGAAUAAACGCCAAGACACCCCCUGCCGCAAAACCUGUGAGGUAUGUAAGAAGACGCUGUUAACAGAAGAGCUGUGGACAGCGCAUAUUACAAGCAAGAAGCACCGCAAGGUGGUACAGGCUGUGAAGAGACGUCAGCUUAUCCCGGCGCACGCGAGACCCCCGAGGGCCUUGAUGGUCGUCGAGUCAAGCGAACCCGAUCCCGCACUAGAAGAACGAGACAAGGAACCGGUAAUAGAACGCGCUUGA